AUGGAUGGAGGAGGAGGGAAGGGAGGAAAGAGUAAUAAUAGGGGGGACUUCAAUGUAAGAACGGGGACAGAAGGGGGAGGGUGGAGCUGGGAGGGGGAUUUACUGGUGGAAGGAGGGAGGAGGUCGAAGGAUAAGACAGUGACGAAAGAGGGGAGAAAGUGGUCCCGAUUAUUGAAGGAAGAAGGGUGGGAGAUUCUAAAUGGGGGAGUGAAGGGCGACGAGGAGGGGGAAUGGACAUACGUAGGGGGCAGGGGGAGAUCGGUGAUAGAUUAUGUGGUGGUAGGUGAAAAGGUGCGGGACAAAGUAGAGAGACUAGAGGUGGAGGGCAAAGUGGAUUCGGAUCAUAUGCCGGUGGUGCUGUGGCUGAGGGUGGGCUGGGGAGGUGAGAAAAGGAAGGGGGGAGGAGGAAAGAGGCAUGAAAGAGGAGUGUGGACGGUAGAAGGAGUGCAGAAGUUUAAGGAAGAGUUUGGAGACUGGAGAUGGGGGGACCAAGGUGUCGAGGAGGGGUGGAAGGAGUUUGGAAGUAGAAUAAAAACGGCGGUGGAGAAUGUGGGUAAGGGGAGAAGAAGGGAACAGAUGAAGGAGUGGUGGGAUGAGGAGUGCAGGGAAGGGAAGGAGAGGUGUAAAAGAGAACUGCGCGAGUGGAGGAAGGAUGCAAAGGAUAAUGGCAGGUACCUAGAGGAAAAGAGGAAUUAUAGAAGACUGUGCGAAGGUAAGAAAAAAGAGGAGGCGAGGAGAUGGGAGGAGGAGAUAAAUGGGAUAAGGACGGAAGGGCAAGCAUGGGAGGUGAUUAAUAGGGGGAGGAAAAGAAGGAAAGGGCUUAAUAAGGGGAUAAGGCUGGCGGAAUGGAAUGAGUACUUCAGAGGCGUGUUAGGGGGGGUUGAAGAGAGGUGGGUAGGGGGAUCGGAGAGACGGGCGGAGACGGAUGGGGAAGAGGAGUUGACGAGGCAGGAGGUGCAGAAGGUGGCGAGGGAACUGAAGGACAGAAAGGCGAUGGGGGAGGACGGGGUGCCGAGUGAGGUGUGGAGGUAUGGAGGGGAAAACGUGGCGGAAAGUCUGUGGAGGAUGUGCUGGAAGGUGUGGGAAGGGGAGGGAUGGCCAGAUGGAUGGAAACAAGGGAUAGUGGUGCCGGUGGUGAAAAAAGGGGAAGGGGAGAAGGUGGAGGAAUACCGGGGGGUGACACUGACGCAGACAGCGUAUAAGGUGUACACCGGAGUACUGAGGAACAGGAUGAAGAAGGAGGUGGAAGAGAGGAGGAUGUUACCGCCGAGUCAAGCGGGGUUUAGGGAGGGGAUGGGCACGAUGGACAACAUUUAUGUGUUGAAUUAUAUUGUCAACAGAGAGAUAAGGCGGGGAAACAGGUUGAUAUUGCUGUUUGUGGACUUGAGGGCAGCGUUUGACUCGGUGGACAGGGAGAAGCUGGCGGAGAGUUUGAGGAGUAGAGGAGUGAGAGAGGGACUGGUGGAGAGAUGUGAAGAGGUGUUGAAGGAGACGGUAGGGAGGGUGAAAGCGGGGGAGGAAGUCGGGGAGAAAUUUUGGACGGUGAAGGGGGUUAGACAGGGGUGCCCGUUGAGCCCGUUACUCUUCGUGCUGAUGCUGGCGGACCUAGAUGAAGAAUUGGCUAGGGGGUGCUGGGGAGGGAUUGAGCUGGACGGGGGAGGGAAGGUGUAUUCUUUGGCGUACGCGGAUGAUCUGGUGCUGUUGGCGAAGGGAGAGGAGGAAAUGAAGGGGAUGAUAGGGAAGUUCGAAAAGUACAUAGAGAAGAAGGGCCUAGAGGUUAACACGGAAAAAACAAAGGUGAUGAGAUGUAAAGUAGGGGGAGGCAGGAAGAGGAAAGGAAAAUGGUGGUGGAUGGGAAAGGAGAUAGAGGAGGUGGUGAGGUAUAAGUACUUAGGGUAUGUGGUGAGGGCGGAUGGGGAUCAAAAGGAUCAGGUGGAGGAAAGGGUGGGGAAGGCAGCAAAGGCGAUGGGACAGGUGUGGGGGAUCGGGAAAAGGAAGUUCGGGAAGGACUGGGGAAGGAGGUUGUGGCUGUUCGACAAGUUGGUGUGGCCGGUGAUGAGCUAUGGGGUGGAAAUUUGGGGUUGGAAAGAGAGGGAAACGGUGGAACGGGUACACGAGCGGUUUAUGAGGUGGGUGCUGGGGGUGUCGAGAAGGGUACCGGGAUAUCAGCUGAGGGAAGAGCUGCAGAGGGAUGCGCUGAGGGGAAGGGCAGGGAUGAGGGCUUGGGCGUAUGAGAGGAAACUGGAAGAAGGAAGAGGGGGAGAGCUAGCAAGAAGGUGUAGGGCAGAGAUGAGGAAGAGGGCGCGAACAAAUGCAUGGUGUGGAGGAUGGGAGGAGGAGAGGAGGGAGUUUUAUGAGAGAAAGGGUUGGAGCGCAGAGGAAGUGGAGAGGAGGUGGAUGGAGGGGGAAAUGAGAGGAGAGGAAUUAGUCAUGGGGGAAAGGAGAGGGCAAGACGAAGAAAGGUGGAGAAAAGUAGUAGAGGCGAAGGGAAAUAAGGAGUAUAAGUUCGUGAAAGGGAGGGGGGUACCGGGAUACCUGAAGAAGGGAUGGGAGGAGGGGAGAUGGCAGAGGAUGGCGAGGUUUAGGCUGGGGGAAGAAAUGAGAGGGACUUUGUAUUGGGAGGUGGCGGAGAAAAGGCUCUGCAGGAAGUGUGGGGCAGAGGAAGAGACGUGGGAACAUGUCUGGGAAGAGUGCACAGGAUGGGGCAAGGAGAAGGGAUGGCAGGACAUGAGGGAGAAGGUGCUGGGAGACGAAGGGGACGGUGAGGAAUGGCUGGAGAAGAUAGAAAAAUGGAGGGAAGUUUAG
Messenger RNA from Venturia canescens, 2805 nucleotides. RefSeq lists its product as uncharacterized. The record is from RefSeq and is a predicted model, not a curated record. NCBI's taxonomy places the organism in Eukaryota, Metazoa, Arthropoda, Insecta, Hymenoptera, Ichneumonidae. The transcript has a single exon. The coding region runs from base 1 to 2805 and encodes 934 amino acids.